Molecule: messenger RNA, 1387 nt
Organism: Microplitis demolitor
Lineage: Eukaryota; Metazoa; Arthropoda; Insecta; Hymenoptera; Braconidae
Product: ran-specific GTPase-activating protein
Exons: 4
Coding region: 143-904 (253 amino acids)
Biological process (GO): nucleocytoplasmic transport
Cellular component (GO): cytoplasm; nuclear pore
Molecular function (GO): GTPase activator activity
Source: RefSeq, a predicted model, not a curated record
AAAGUUUUUGUAAAACGCAUAGGCAUAGAUUGCAACCGAACGCUUGUGUUUGGAAAAAAAAAACGUCUAUAAAUUAACAGUCGUUUUAACGUUGGUUUUUUUGAAUUUAAUAUAAGUUAGUAAGCUCGUAAUAAUUAACAACAUGCCGGAAAAUACGACAAAUGGAGAACAUCACGAGCCAAGUAAUGGUGAACAUCAAGAGCAUGAAGAGGAAAUAGAUCCUCAUUUUGAGCCGAUUAUUUCAUUGCCUCUGAUUGAAGUUUCUAGCAACGAGGAAGAUGAAGUCGAGAUGCUUAAAUUGCGAGCUAAACUUUAUCGCUAUGACUCAUCAAAUAAUCCUCCAGAAUGGAAAGAAAGAGGAACCGGUGACGUUAAGUUAUUGAGACACACAACAAAACAUACAGUACGAGUUGUAAUGCGACGAGACAAAACAUUGAAAAUUUGUGCUAAUCACUUUAUUACACCUUGGAUGGAAUUAAAACCAAACUGUGGUAGUGAUCGUGCUUGGGUAUGGAGUGUAUUAGCUGAUUAUGCUGAUGAGUUACUUAAGCCAGAGCUACUUGCUAUCAGAUUUGCCAAUGCUGAGCAUGCUUCACUUUGGAAAGAAACAUUUGAAAAAGCUAAAAAAAUAGUUGGCACUGAAUGCGAGAUUUAUGCAGGAAAAAAUCCUGAGGGAGACAAUGACUACACUCACAGCGACUCCUGUAGUUACGAUGAGAGUGACGAGAGCGAUGCCGAGGAUAAGAACACAGUAGACAAUCAAGAAAAAGAGGAAUCUGCAAAAAAGGACAAAGAGAAUAAAGAAACUGAAUCCAAAAAUACAAAUAAAACAAACUCGAGCGCUGAUCAGGUGACUGAGCAGCUUACGAAGCUUGAAGUUAAAGAUACUAAAGAAGAAAAGUAACCAAGGACUUUUUGUAAUCCGUGUAAAUUUAAUAUUAAUUACUUGUAAUGUUAUUAAUGAUAGACAAACAUUCCCGUAUACAAGAAUGGUGCAAAUGAAAAUGUUAAGAUUGCAUGCUUCAGUUCAUUUAUUUUCUAAUUGUUAAUAACUGAUAACAUUUUAAUAAUAAUAAUCACAGACAAUUUUUGAUCCAAGUAUUUAUCUCUUCAUUCAUAUAUAUGUAACGCUUAAUUUAUACGACUCUGCAUACUUAUCUGUGAUUUUUUUCUUUUUUUAUUAAUAUGAUAUCGUAUGACUCACAUGUGAGUGUGAUAGUAAUAAACAAUACAAAGUUUGAUGAUUGAUUGUAACAAUGAAUUUUUAAUUUAAGUAUUUGUACGGCAUUUAUAACUAUUCGAUUUAUAAUCACACUUACUUUGAAAGCUGUUUACUUUUAAAUUAAACAGUGAUUCGAAUAAAAAAUUUCAACUUGUUGCUAUAGAA